Gloeophyllum trabeum ATCC 11539 is the source of this 2399-nucleotide messenger RNA. RefSeq lists its product as uncharacterized. Lineage: Eukaryota; Fungi; Basidiomycota; Agaricomycetes; Gloeophyllales; Gloeophyllaceae. The coding region runs from base 123 to 2399 and encodes 758 amino acids. The transcript has 3 exons. The record is from RefSeq and is a predicted model, not a curated record.
UGAACCGCGAACGGUGGACUAUCGACUUGUACCACAGCUGCAACGACGCCGGGAAACAUUAUUCUACGUUUUAAAUAACCUGUCUCUGAAAUCGCGCGACAUCGCUGCUCCUCUGUGCAACAAUGCCUUUACCGACCGAUGUGCGGCUCUCACUCCAAGGGCCGUCGCAGCCCAAUGACUCUGGACCCUCCAAACCGCGGAAGGUGAUGAUAGUGAGGAUGUCUUCAGAGACUCUCAACUCUCUCUCGCCCGAGGACCUCAAUAAUCCUCAAAUGACUUUCCAGUUCAAGCCAGGCAAUAUGGGCAUUCGCGUCAAGGACUCCUUCUACUCCAUGAUUCCGCAGGACGCCGAGCGCGGCACCGAGCUCUACUUGCGCGCGCCGACCGCGAGCAAGCCCAACACCCCGCUGAGGCUGUUUGGGAACGUCAUCGGGAAGUUCAUGGUCGAGCGCGACCUGGCUAAGGUCGCGGAGCAGCUGCGCGACAAGACCGCCGCGGCGGAGAAGCAGCGCUCGGGACGUCAGACCGUCGUCCUCGACUCCAUCCCCGACGCUGCUAACGGCGGGAAGCGCAAGCCCGCGCCGCCGGCGCGGAGGUCCGGUGCGCCAUCUGCCUCAGCGAGUGGUGCGGCGUCUCCCGCGCCCCGAUUCUCGCAGGAGACGCUGGAGGGGUGGAGGACGCAGAUGGUGCGGUGCUUGGCGACGGAGCCUAGGCAAGCAGAUGAAGUCCUGAAGCUGGUCGGGGGCCCGCAGGCUGGACCUCCUGCCCGGCAGGCCCUCCGCGAGAUACUGGUGCAGAUCGCGGACCCGCAGAAAACUGGUACCAGUUCGAGGGAUGGACCGAAGUACGAACUGAAGAAAAAGUCGUGGCUCGAGGUCCGGCCGCACGACUACCCCGGGCUUAGCUCCCAUGCACGUCAAGCGAUGCUCGACAAAGCUCGCGCAGCGUUCCUCGACCUCAAAAUACCGGACUCCGACCCUGCGUGGACGCACAUUCGACCGCGGCCGACGGGCGUCCCCCACCUGCCUGAGCCUUCCAUAUCCACUCCUCCGGUGUCGACGAGCCGUGCGCCGUCAGGGACCAACACGCCCACGCAGGCGUCCGUGCAGAAGAAGCCGGCAACGAAAAAGAAGGCGGAGGGAUCGGGGACGGGGACGACGGUGAAGACACGCAUGGUGAAGGUCGAGAUCCAGGCGAAGGACGAGGGGAGCCGUGCGCCCGCGAGACCCCCACCGUCGACACUUCCUCCUUCUAGAAAAGCACCUUCUCCGCUUCCUCCGGCGAAGAAGGCCCCAUCGCCCUUGCCUCCUCCUAAGCCAGCGCCCUCGCCCAUCCCCAGGAAACCGUCCCCCCUUCCACCACGGAAGACGCCCGGCUCGGGCUUCCGCGCGUCGGAGACGCCACAGGAGGAGCGGAGGCGCACGGGCCCGGUGGAUGCAAGGAGCGACAGGCGCAGGGAGCCGCCCGCGCCUUCUGGGCCUGCGAGGCCCGCCCCGCCAAUUGCGCCGCCCCCGGCCACGGUGAAGAAGGAGGCGGGGUCGAUUAAGCGGCCAAAGACGGCUGCGAAUGCGGACAAAGGGAAGGGACGGGAGGUGGAUGAGGGUCCUAGUAGGGUGAAGAGGCAGGGUGAGGAUGGCGCCGGUAGGGCGAGGAGGGAGGAGCCCGCUGGGAAUGGGACCCUUAAGAGGAAGAAGCGCCCUGUGAAGGAGGAGGAAGAGGAGGAAGAGGGCGAGUACGAGGAGUAUGCGCCGGAGCCGGUUGAGCGGAUUCCCAAGAAGCGGAAGACGGAAGAGGGGGUACGGCGCGAGGUCGAUCGGGAACGCGAGCGGGAACGGGAACGUGACCGGCAGUCUCUCUCCGCGAAGAAGGCCGUGAGGAGGGAGCGCGAGGCGGGGCGCGCGCAGAGGGAACGCGACACCUCGCCGCGGCCUGUCAAGAGGGUCAAGCGCGAGGAACACAGUCCCUCCGUAUCGCGCAGCGACUCUAGGUCGGCGCACCCCGACGGACUGAGCAGGCAAAGGUCUCGCCGCCGCUCCCCGAUCUACACCUCGUCCGACGACGAGGAAGACUCCACGCCAUCGCGCAAACGGGGGCGGGAGGCCUCUUCGCCCCCCACGAGCAUCGACUCGCACCCGACCCCGAAGGAUCGCCCAGGCAUGCGCGACCGGUAUAUGGACGUGUGGAUAGAGUGUUCCAUGGCCCAGAACGAGCUCGCAGACACUAAGCGCAAGCUGAAGAGAAAGAUAGACCAGAUGGACGAGGAGGGGGUAUCCACGAUUAGUCUCUCGGAUGACGAGUUGCCUGACCUGAAGAGCCUGGAGAGGACCAAGCGGCGGGUAGACGCGGCGCAGCAGGAGUUGAUGAAGAUCCUGGAAGCAUAUGAACGGAGCAAGCAGUAG